AUGUCAACCUCCGUCCCUCUCUGUGUUGGGUUGCUCUGCACUCCUUCUUGCAUGGUGCACAUCGACCAUCUCUCUUACCCCCACAUCAUUGACUCGAUAUGGGCAAGCUUCAGCCUCCGUGAUCUUUCCAUUGCCCGCCGUGUCUGCCAAUCGUGGCGUUCACGGGCGGACGCUAUUCUCGCCAAACUUGUCCGACAUCUAUCGCUAGAUUUCCGCCAUGGCGCGAGCCUCGGGCAGCCCGAUCGAGUGGGUCUCAGCGUGCGCGAUACACACGACACCCCAGGAAUGCGCGCUUUGAUCUCAGUGCUCUAUUUCACUGAUGGCACUGCUUCUGGUAUCAGAAAGCUGCAGCCUCUGAACGAGCCAUGGCAUUCGCUCUUCGCCGCAGGCCAGGUGGAGGUAGUUGACCUCAUCGGGUUUCCGGACUUUCGACCGUCGUAUCUCCCGGAGCUCUUUGGGGCCGAGUCCGAUGUUGGCGCCGGCGGUGACUGGGAACCAUCCGCCAAGCCUGUCGUCCGCUGGUACAACACGUAUCCGAGUUGUCAAGAGGCGAUAGCGUAUACGCCUCUUGGUCCUGAUACACCAGUGUACUUCCUUGACCUCCGCCCAGGGCUACCGCUUCCUACCAUUCAUGUUCCGAACGAGCGACAGCCACGGAAUCUCAUUGUCAGCAUCGAUUGCUACACCGAUCCCACCACUCCUAUCCUUAACAAAGGACCCGCUUUCGACGUGGCUCCGCCCAUGGUGACCGACGACGGAGAGAUGCAACAGAAUCUCUCGACAGUCACAGUGAUUCUGAACGACAAGCGUAGCCGUGGAGACCGCAUUGAACAAGGAGGGACCGUCGACCAUGGCUUGCUGUUCAACUAUGUGCAGAUGCUGUAUGGCCUGCGUGACAUGCUUUGUGUCGUCGGCCUUGAUGCCUUCCUCGACGAGGAUGCGCUGCAAAGGUAUCGAAACAACCUCGGCAAAGAGCUGCUCGACUGCUAUCGCAAAGCAACCGGCACUAGUCCGUACGACGAUGUUGACCCGGACAACCCCCCGGCUGAGCUGAACCUCAUGACCCUCGAGGAGUUCAAGGAAUGGAGGGCUAUCGGCAGGGAGAAGUACGAGAAGUAUAACGUCCGCUGA
This is a messenger RNA of Trichosporon asahii var. asahii CBS 2479, 1131 nucleotides long. RefSeq lists its product as uncharacterized. The coding region runs from base 1 to 1131 and encodes 376 amino acids. The record is from RefSeq and is a predicted model, not a curated record. The transcript has a single exon. Lineage: Eukaryota; Fungi; Basidiomycota; Tremellomycetes; Trichosporonales; Trichosporonaceae.